Molecule: messenger RNA, 1245 nt
Organism: Pisolithus orientalis
Lineage: Eukaryota; Fungi; Basidiomycota; Agaricomycetes; Boletales; Pisolithaceae
Product: kinase-like domain-containing protein
Exons: 10
Coding region: 1-1245 (414 amino acids)
Biological process (GO): protein phosphorylation; cellular response to oxidative stress
Molecular function (GO): calmodulin binding; calcium/calmodulin-dependent protein kinase activity; ATP binding
Source: RefSeq, a predicted model, not a curated record
AUGUCGCCAUCUCAGCCAGUAACAGUACCCUGCCAGUACCGGACGGGUCGCACCCUUGGCAGCGGCACGUAUGCUAUUGUGAAAGAGGCCAUCCACAUCAAGACUGGAGAAUACUAUGCAUGCAAAGUUAUCAACAAGAAACUCAUGGAGGGUCGCGAACAUAUGGUCCGCAAUGAGAUCGCAGUUCUCAAGCGAAUCUCUAGCGGUCACCCAAACAUCGUCACAUUGCACGAUUACUUCGAGACUGCUCAUAAUUUGUACCUAUGCUUCGACCUGUGCACAGGCGGUGAACUUUUUGACAGCAUAUGUGCCAGGGGCCAGUACACGGAAGCCGAUGCCGCGGAGCUCGUCCGCACGAUAUUGGAAGCCGUCAAGUACAUCCAUGAUUGCGGCAUCGUGCAUCGCGACCUCAAGCCUGAAAACCUCCUUUUCCGUUCCAAGCCCGAGCGCACUUCAGAAAUCAUGAUUGCGGACUUUGGUCUGAGCCGAGUCAUGCCUGACUCUAAGUUCAAUAUGCUUACCGAAGUUUGUGGGACACCGGGUUACAUGGCUCCGGAGAUCUUCAAGAAGACUGGCCACGGGAAGCCUGUAGAUGUUUGGGCUAUGGGAGUCAUAACGUACUUCCUGCUUGCCGGCUACACGCCGUUUGAUCGUGACACCCAGAAGCAGGAAAUGGAAGCCAUCAUUGCAGGGGACUACCGCUUCGAGCCUGAGGAAUAUUGGAACAAUGUUUCUGACGCUGCGCGUAGCUUUGUUAGCAGCUGUCUCACAGUCGACCCGGAUUUACGUCCCACAGCAGCGGAGGCACUGCAGCACUCUUGGCUCACUGCCGAAGUGCCACACUGCGUUGAGAAGGACGGUCAGCCAGCAAACUUGUUGCCGCAGGUUAGGAAAGCGUUCAACGCGAGAAGGACAUUCCGCAAAGCCGUGUUCAGUAUGAUGGCCAUGAGGCGCAUGUCGACGCUGGCAGCCCACAUAUCACCCGAACAUCAGAAGUUCAACGAAGACCUUUUCAAGUUCAAGCAGGAAUCGGAGAAGGAAGUGUUGGAACACAUGGAUGUCAUCCACCAUCACAAUGCAGAGGCAGUCGUUCAGGACCCUGUGCCCACCGGUUUGGAGGAGUCCGUAUCGCCUGGCUCAUCGUCUAGUGCGUUGAAGCCCGGAGAUGGAGGUAAGGACAUGACAGAUAAGCUUGCAGCUGUAAGCCUUGCUGCGAAGGUGAGCCAUGCCACGAAAGCCAUGUAG